AAGAGUGAGCCACUAGAUUCCCUUCAGAUUGUUCAGUCGUAGUACACGCCAGUAUAAGAAGCGCUUUUUCCUUUCAAUUUUCCCUUUUUUCUUUUCCUUUGCAGCGGGGAAGUGACCAAUGAAGCUAAUAUGGGGAAUAUCGUUGUCCGUGUAACUUAGUGCUUUAUCGUUAUUUCAUCAUUUAAGUUUUUCUGUCGGUUGUUGUAUAUUCACGACAAGUGUUUGUUGCUGAAAAACCAAAUCUAUUCAAAUAACGAUGACAAGUGUGAAGGCUUGGCCACUGCUUCUACUGCCGUUUUCACUGGUCUCUAUGGGGAAAGCAGAGUGUCCAUUUCCUGUUUUGAAUGGCAAAAUUGUCUUGUCCUCGGAAUCCAUACUGAAGAAUAGCUUCCCAGACAAUUCAGAAGCGUUUGUGGAGUGUGCUAAAGGAUUUGAGAGAGAUGAAGGUCCGACUUCAAUCACCUGUGUGAACGGGGUCUGGAGUCCAGUGAAAUUAACCUGCAAAAAGAUUGAUUGUAGACAACCUGAACUUUCACCACAUAUGACCUACUCCAUACCUGAUGGAACAUUUUUUGGUGCCUACAUUCAACCCAUAUGUGAGACAGGAUAUGAUCUGGAAGGAUCAAGCUACAGGCAAUGUCUUGUUUCUGGCUGGAGUGGAAGCGCUGAAUGUAUAUUGACAGUAUGCGAAUAUCCAGAUCCAAUUGAGCAUGGCAAGAGGGUUGCACCCAGUGAACCUGUGUUUAAUGAUGUCAUUACAUAUUCCUGCGAUGAUAACUACAUCCUCGUUGGCAACAGCUCAAUUACAUGUGGUGAAUACGGGGUAUAUAGUUCACCACCUCCGGAAUGCAUAGCAGAGUGUCCAUUUCCUGUUUUGAAUGGCAAAAUUGUCUUGUCCUCGGAAUCCAUACUGAAGAAUAGCUUCCCAGACAAUUCAGAAGCGUUUGUGGAGUGUGCUAAAGGAUUUGAGAGAGAUGAAGGUCCGACUUCAAUCACCUGUGUGAACGGGGUCUGGAGUCCAGUGAAAUUAACCUGCAAAAAGAUUGAUUGUAGACAACCUGAACUUUCACCACAUAUGACCUACUACAUACCUGAUGGAACAUUUUUUGGUGCCUACAUUCAACCCAUAUGUGAGACAGGAUAUGAUCUGGAAGGAUCAAGCCACAGGCAAUGUCUUGUUUCUGGCUGGAGUGGAAGCGCUGAAUGUACAUUGACAGUAUGCGAAUAUCCAGAUCCAAUUGAGCAUGGCAAGAGGGUUGCACCCAGUGAACCUGUGUUUAAUGAUGUCAUUACAUAUUCCUGCGAUGAUAACUACAUCCUCGUUGGCAACAGCUCCAUUACAUGUGGUGAAUACGGGGUAUAUAGUUCACCACCUCCGGAAUGCAUAGUCAUCAUGACACUGACAAAAGCAAGCACCACCAUAAACAAAGCCACAACAACAGACAUGACAACAGCCUCCACCCGUUCACAUGGAGGACUUGUCAAAAAGCUCACUAUUGGCUUAAGUGCCUUAUUGUGUAUAGCCAUUGUCUUGGGUGUGUGUUUUGGAUAUCGUAAUUUAAAACGCAGAGGUUCAUACAAUACUGGUGAAGAACUGAGGGCAAAAGAAGAGUUAUUGCUAAAUCAAAGUGUCUAAACUCAAGGUAUCCACCCAUAUCUGAAUCUUCAUUAGCUUAAUGGCAAACAAUCGGACAGCUCCUUUGCUUUAGCGUUAUUCCUGCACAUGGAUUCAUUGAAGUUUCAAGUUUUUAACUUUUUUUUUGUUGUUGUAUUUUAUAAACUAGAUAUUGUAUUUAUUUAUAACUGCUAC
Messenger RNA from Sinocyclocheilus anshuiensis, 1810 nucleotides. Its product is annotated as complement component receptor 1-like protein. Bases 257 to 1636 code for a protein of 459 amino acids. The record is from RefSeq and is a predicted model, not a curated record. Lineage: Eukaryota; Metazoa; Chordata; Actinopteri; Cypriniformes; Cyprinidae. The transcript is spliced from 15 exons.